AUGCCGCACUUGAUUCAAAAUAAUAUCACAAACCUAGUUAUGGAUAAUGAUAUUUUGAACUUCUAUGAAAAUCGGCAUGUACUUGUUACCGGUGGUACAGGUUUUCUGGGAAAGUCUUUAUUGGAAAAGCUUUUACGUUGUUGCGAUACCCUGGAAAAGGUUUAUGUACUUUUGCGCAGAAAGAGAGGAGUCUGUGCCGAGCAGAGAUUUUGCAAAUUGAAGGAAAAUUUAGUAUUUGAUCGUAUACGGGAUAAAAAUCCAGAUAUACUAGAUAAAUUGGUUUUGAUAAAAGGCGACGUUACUUUACAAAAUUUAGGUUUGAGCGAAUCUGAUCGCAGCCUGAUAACCAGCAAAGUAAGUCUGAUCUUCCACGUGGCUGCCACAGUACGUUUUGAUGAAGGUUUAAAAGAUGCAAUAAGUCUAAAUACUUUAGGAACAAAACAGAUCAUGGACUUGGCGAUGAAUAUCAGAAAUCUGGCUAUGGUAGUCCACGUAUCAACAGCAUAUUGCUACCCAGGCCAUGCUAUUGUUGAAGAAACUGUAGGAACUCCAGAUAUUCAAUGGACUCAUUUAGUAGACAAUGUCAAAAACUGGUCAUCUGAUAUGCCAACGUCGAUCACAUCUAGAAUAUUGGGAAGACAUCCUAACACUUAUACCUUAAGCAAACAACUUGCAGAACAAGUUGUUUUGUCUUACAGUCAUCGAAUACCUGUUACAAUUGUUCGUCCAUCUAUUGUUACAGCAGCUAGGUCUGAACCUUUUCCUGGAUGGGUUGAUAAUAUAUCUGGCAUUACUGGAAUUAUGAUGGAAAUUGGACGCGGAACUAUUAGCAGUAUAUUUUGCGAUGAGAAUCUAAUAGUAGAUUUGGUACCUGUAGAUUUCGUGGCUGAUGUUCUAAUUUGUAGUGCUUGGGAAUCAGUAAAUAUUUGCAAUAAACGGAUAGAAUUCUCACCAAGGGUAUACAACUGCACAUCAGGAUCCAGUAACCCGAUCACCUGGAGACGCCUGGGUCAACUGACUGUCCAGUGCGCCCGUCGGAACCCCACCAGACACGCAGUCCUUUAUCCAGGCUUCAGUUACAGGUUGAGCAGAAUUCAGCACAGGCUUGUGGAAACACUUCUGCACAUGCUACCAGCAAUGGUUUUGGAUACAUUUCUCCGCAUCAGAGGCACAAAACCCAUUAAAGAAGGUUCUCAAUCCAUUCCCAGUAUGACCAAGAUAGCAAGGCGCUUUAAAACAGCAGCUAAGGCUGGUGAAUAUUUUGCAACAAAUCAAUGGGAAUUUCGUGAAAACAAUCUUCGAAGCUUGAAUUCAGCGGUUUCUAAGACACAAGAUGCUCCACGUUUCUUAACCGAUAUAUCCACAAUGGAUUGGCCAGCUUAUAUAGAAGUCUACAUGCUAGGAAUAAGAAAAUAUGUACUGCGAGAUGGAUUAGAAACUCUUCCUUAUGCUAGGCGAAAACUUCAUAGUUUGCAUUCUACUGCCUAA
Messenger RNA from Ctenocephalides felis (cat flea), 1488 nucleotides. RefSeq names its product putative fatty acyl-CoA reductase CG5065. The transcript has 10 exons. NCBI's taxonomy places the organism in Eukaryota, Metazoa, Arthropoda, Insecta, Siphonaptera, Pulicidae. Gene Ontology annotation, molecular function: alcohol-forming very long-chain fatty acyl-CoA reductase (NADP+) activity. Gene Ontology annotation, cellular component: peroxisome. Gene Ontology annotation, biological process: long-chain fatty-acyl-CoA metabolic process. The record is from RefSeq and is a predicted model, not a curated record. The coding region runs from base 1 to 1488 and encodes 495 amino acids.